AUGGCAGAAGAAGCGCAAGAAGUCCCUCAGAUCGCAUUAGAGGCUGUUAUUGGUUUUAAUGGUCAUGUGUUUUCUGGACUCAAAGUGCAUCCAGACAAAGAACAUCUCAUUUAUCCUCUUGGCUGCACUGUUAUUAUUAAGAGUCAGAGAAGUGGGAAACAAACUUUCCUCCAUGGCCACACGAACAACGUCUCUUGCAUUUCUGUGUCCAAAAGUGGACGCUAUAUUGCAUCUGGACAGGUCACGUUCAUGGGCUUUAAGGCUGAUAUUAUUAUCUGGGACUAUGAGAAGAAGGAGAUUUAUGCCCGUCUUGUGCUUCAUAAAGCUAGGGUUGAAGAUCUCAGCUUCUCCCCAAAUGAUAAGUAUCUGGUAUCUUUGGGUGGACAGGAUGAUGCCAGCAUUGUAGUGUGGAACAUCGAGAGUAAGGAGGCUAUAUGUGGCAGUCCUGCUUCAGCACAGAGUGCUGGUCACUGCCUCACCAUCGAGUACACCAACCUGAACGAUGAAAUCUUUGUCUCUGCUGGAAAUGGAACUCUGCGUGUAUGGGAGCUUGAUUUGCCCAACAGAAAGAUCCGACCCACAGAAUGCCAGACUGGACAGCUCAAGAGAAUUGUCAAAUGCCUGGAGAUCCCUAACGAUGAUAAUUUUUUCUACUGUGGAACUACUAGUGGGGAUAUUCUGAAAGUGAACCUGAAGACAAGGUUGCUCAACAGCUGUGGUCCUGUUAAACAAAAAUUCAGCAAGGGAGUGAACACUCUUAAAGUCUUGAAGACUGGUGAUAUUUUAGUUGGAUCAGGAGAUGGGAUGUUGUCUUUGUGCUCAGGAGGGAAUUUCAAAACCAUUAAGAGUGUUCAGUUGGAGGAAGGGGUGACAUCAGUGACCCUGCGUGGAGAUGGACAGCAGUUCUACGUUGGGACAGAAGCUGCACAGAUCUACAGUUUAGGCUACAUUGACUUCAAACCAGAACUCAUUGCAACAAAUCAUAACAGUGCUGUAAAGGACGUGGCCUUUCCAUUUGGGACGUCAGAGCUGUUUGCCACCUGUUCACAGAAUGAUAUACGAGUGUGGCAUACUGAGUCCUCCAAGGAGCUUCUGCGUAUCAUGGUGCCUAACAUAACAUGCAACGCUCUGGGCUUUAUGCAGGAUGGCAGGAGCAUCUUCAGUGCAUGCGCCGUCAGUGGAGGGGGAGAAGGACAGGUUAGAGUCUGGGAGAUAUUCCAGGACUCAUAUCGUCUCAUCGAGACCAUGAAGGAGCACAAAGCCACGGUUAACUGCAUUAAGAUCAAGAGUAACGACAAGGAGUGUGUGACAGCCAGCUCUGAUGGAGCUUGCAUCAUCUGGGACCUGGUGAGGUUCGUGAGGAAUCAAAUGGUCUUGUCCAACACCCUGUUCAGUGUUGUAUGUUACCACCCUGAGGAAUUCCAGAUCAUCACCAGUGGCACUGACAGAAAGAUUGGCUACUGGGAGGUGUAUGAUGGUUCUGCAAUCAGAGAACUCGAGGGCUCCUUGUCUGGAGCUAUAAAUGGCAUGCACAUUUCUGAGGAUGGAAAAUAUUUCGUGACUGGUGGAGAUGACAAAUUACUGAAGCUUUGGCACUAUUCUGAUGGUGAAGUGACCCAUGUUGGCGUCGGGCACAGUGGAAGCAUCACAAAUGUGAGGAUCUGUCCCAACAGCAGAUGCAUUGUCAGCACCAGUGCUGAUGGAGCCAUCCUAAGGUGGAGAUAUCCACAAACCCUAAAGAGUGAAUAAGAAUAUCUAAUGCAGUUCAGAUAUGAUAGUAGUUCAGAUAUACACUUACAUUGCAUUCCUUCUUCUUGCAAAUAAUUGUAUUGCAGAUUAGGUUAUGAAUUCUUGCGAGAUUUAAAGGUACCAUUAAACAGUCCAAUUCCAGUCAUUUCAUUGAAAUAAAGCAGCAUAGAGCCCCAGUUUCGGAGGACUACUGUGAACUGCACUGUCAGCUAAUAUAUCACCUG
Sinocyclocheilus anshuiensis is the source of this 1973-nucleotide messenger RNA. RefSeq names its product cilia- and flagella-associated protein 52-like. Bases 1 to 1749 code for a protein of 582 amino acids. The record is from RefSeq and is a predicted model, not a curated record. Gene Ontology annotation, molecular function: protein binding. The transcript is spliced from 14 exons. NCBI's taxonomy places the organism in Eukaryota, Metazoa, Chordata, Actinopteri, Cypriniformes, Cyprinidae.